Messenger RNA from Eremothecium sinecaudum, 2298 nucleotides. It is a transcript of the gene CTF18, whose product is annotated as Ctf18p. The record is from RefSeq and is a predicted model, not a curated record. Bases 1 to 2298 code for a protein of 765 amino acids. The transcript has a single exon. Gene Ontology annotation, molecular function: ATP hydrolysis activity; ATP binding; DNA binding. NCBI's taxonomy places the organism in Eukaryota, Fungi, Ascomycota, Saccharomycetes, Saccharomycetales, Saccharomycetaceae. Gene Ontology annotation, cellular component: nucleus.
AUGCAUAAUAUUAUGACGGAAGAAGGCUCUAUUGGACCCCAAGUACUAAAUUCAGGACAAUUGAAUGACGAUGAUUGCGAAAUGUUACCUAGUCUUGCGCUAGGUGAAAGCGAUUUAUUCGCAAGCACUCCCAUUAACGGUGGUUUUGGUUUAGAGGAGCAGAUAAAGGACGACCAUGGAACAACUAUUGGGCGCGGAAGAUCAUUUACAUCAGCCAGUGGCAAGGUUGUAGUUUUACAAAAGAAGGAAUUGAAGCUGACGCAGGAAAUACAUUGGACAGCUGACGAGAGUUACGGAGUGAAUAUAAACGAGCUAAGGGAUAGAAUUGAAGCACACAAAUCGAGCAAGAAAGCUGCAGAUGGGUUAGAUGAAAAUAUCAGGGCAAAUAAGCGCCUUUGGGUUGAGAAGUGGAGGCCGCGCAAGUUCCUCGAUCUGGUAGGAAAUGAGAAAAACAAUAGACGUGUGAUGCGAUGGUUAAGACAAUGGUCUCCUGUUGUAUUUGGAGAAAUGCUGCCAUCUGAUCCUAUGCUUGCUCGGUUACAACAGUACCGUUCAGAAGGCGCGCAAAACAUGAUGAUAGAAAAAGAGCUUGAUCCUCUACAUAGACCUAGUAAAAGAAUUCUCCUAAUACAUGGCCCCCCAGGUGUUGGAAAGACAUCGGUAGCACAUGUUGUUGCAACACAAGCUGGUUAUGAUGUAAUGGAAAUUAAUGCUAGUGAUGAAAGAGCCGGCAAUAUCGUGAAAGAAAAAGUCAACAACAGUUUAUUCAAUGAUUCGCUGAGUGGCAAGCCUGUUUGCGUUAUAGCUGAUGAAAUUGAUGGUAGUAUUGAACAUGGGCUGGUGAAGACUCUUAUAGAUGUAGUCCGUAACGAUAGCAAAGCAACUCAAAACCUGCUGCUAAGAAACGAAGGCAGUGUUCGUAAGAAGAAGAAAACCAAAUAUUCCAAUAAGUUACUAACUCGGCCAAUUAUUGCCAUCUGUAAUAACCUGUAUGCUAGUGCCCUAGAGCAACUUCGCCAUCACUGUGAGAUCGUGUCAUUUAUUCCGGCAUCAGAGAACGCGUUACUCGACCGUCUGGAACAUGUAUGCAAGAAGGAAGGUGUCAACGUACAGAAGAAGGUCCUUAAACAGUUAGUUUAUCUUUCACAAGGAGAUGUGAGAAAUAGCUUGAACAAUCUGCAGUUUAUGGCAACCAAUGGCGAACUUAACGCUGAUACUGAUACUCAAAGCAAGGACAUUAGUAUUCCAUGGUUCAAGCUUUGUAAUCGGGUCUUUUAUAAAAACCCUAAAGAAGAUGCGAUAGUACAGUUCAAAGAGCUGCUGCGUGAUUUAGAGUUGAAUGCGAAUUACGAAAGAUUGGUUGACGGUUGCUUUCAACUUUAUCCCACAGUAAAAUACUCAGAUAUUGGUAUUUCUAAGCCUGUGAAGAUAUACGAAUGGUUGUAUUUUAACGAUAUGAUGGCAAAGUCGGUCUACGAACACAAUUCUGAAUUAGUCAGGUACUGCCCAAUGACUAUUAUGCAAUUUCAUCUGCUAUUUAGCGACGUUGCAAACAAGCAGGAACAAUGGGUCAAAAACAUAGACUAUGAGGUAAGAGAGUCGAGAAAAAGUCAUGCAGCGAUGGCAUAUGGAAUACUGAACAAGAUCCCACCAAAAUAUAAGAUCUUUAACACUAUAGAGUCUCUUAUUAUGGAAGUAUUGCCACACCUUGACCAAAUGUUAACUCCAGAUUUUGCUAAGACACGAGACUUCGCUGUAAAAAGGAAGCUCAUGGAUAGUAUAAUUCCUCUUCUAGAACAGUUUGGUCUUACUUUAGAACACUCCAAGGAUCAAAAUUUCAAUAAUAUUCUUUGCAUAUCUCCUCCAUUUAAUGAGAUUAUUAAAAUAAAUCCCAAAGGCUCCGGAGAACCAGCGAAGCGCUCAUCAAUACUCAAUAUUUUGCUGGCUAGGUUAGAAGAGAUAAAGGUGCAGAAUAAGUCCAAAGAGGUCGAUAAGCGUUCUCAUGAAGAUCGUCAGGAGGUCAAGAAAAACAAUAAUAUUAUGCCGGCUGACUAUUUCAAAAAUCAGUAUAAAAUGGUAAGCCUCCUGGACGAUAACAAUCCUUCAAACCCCAGUAGUGGCGCAGUUGCUUCAUCAAGCUCAUCUAUAGCGACGAAUAACCACUCUCCUCGCACUUUGGGGACGUCGGUAUCAUCAUAUGAGGAGUCGGAUGACUCGAUCAGGAUUUGGGUAAAAUAUAGAGAAGGAUUUUCGGAUGCCGUUAGGAAGAGCAUUACCUGGAAAACUCUUUGGGAAUAA